Linepithema humile (Argentine ant) is the source of this 4802-nucleotide messenger RNA. Its product is annotated as death-associated protein kinase 1. Gene Ontology annotation, molecular function: protein serine/threonine kinase activity; ATP binding; protein binding. Lineage: Eukaryota; Metazoa; Arthropoda; Insecta; Hymenoptera; Formicidae. Gene Ontology annotation, cellular component: nucleus. The record is from RefSeq and is a predicted model, not a curated record. Gene Ontology annotation, biological process: intracellular signal transduction; protein phosphorylation; positive regulation of apoptotic process.
AUAUUUGGUCUAAUGUCCAGACUCUGACUAGAGACGGUCAUAUCGAUUGUGUGUGUGGGGCGGCCGGCAUGGGUGAAGGCCGUCGAAUACCACAUAAUUCUCGUAACGGCUCUUCGCGAGGCUCAAAGCUGUCUGGAUAGAUCGAACAAUGAACACAAUCGGGAGAUGAUGCCGGGCACAUCUCGCCAGCUGGAAACAUCUAACGGUAAUUCUGAGUGGGAGAAUUUAAUGGAGGUCCAUCAUGAGCCGAUUGAAAAAAACUAUCAACUCCUUGAAGAAAUUGGCAAGGGUCAAUUUGCUAUUGUACGAAAAUGCAAGGAAAUAAAAACUGGUUCACUGUAUGCUGCAAAAAUAAUGAGAAAGAGGCGGGUUGCCAGAGGUGUGGCUGCUGCAGAUAUAGCAAGAGAAGCUGGUCUUUUGGCUCGAUUAAGGCACCCUAAUAUUGUUUCUUUGUACAAAGUAAUAGACACUGGAACAACAGUAGUAUUGCUACUGGAAUUGAUUACUGGAGGGGAAUUAUUUCACUGGACUCCAUCUGGUGAAGUAGAAGCUGCUCAUGUGGUGCGUCAAGUUUUAAUGGCACUCAGUCAUUUACACUCCCAUCAAGUUGCUCAUCUGGAUAUUAAACCUGAGAAUAUUCUACUGUCAACACCACCACCGAUGCCUAACAUUAAAUUGAUAGAUUUGGGUCUGUCGCAUCGACUGGUACCUGGUUCAGAACAUAGAGCAUUAUUUGGUACACCAGAGUUUGUAGCGCCAGAAAUUGUGAAUUAUGAGCCACUUUGUCUAGGAACUGAUCUUUGGGCCGUUGGUGUGUUGACAUAUAUUCUGUUGAGUGGAGCUUCGCCAUUUUUGGGCGAGGACAAGCAAGAGACAUAUGCAAACGUUGCCGCUUGCCAGUACCAAUUUGACAAUGAAUAUUUCAAUAAUGUGUCCGAGAUUGCCAAAGACUUUAUACGAUCCUUGUUGAUCAAGGAUCCGAAGGAGAGAGGAAAUGCUGAAUCGUGCCUUAAACAUCCUUGGAUUCUCACGGAAUCUGAAGCUCCUCAGGGUCUCGGCGGAGCGAUGAUUAGUGCUGUGAAACGAGGCUGUGUUGAGGCUGUCUCUCAGUUGCUGUUGCAGGGUGCUCCAUUGAACGUGAAAGACUCUAAAGAAGAUACUCUUUUGCAUAUCGCCUGCGAGGCCGGUGACGAGGGAAUGACGACUCUCCUAAUAGAAAGCGGGAUUGAUCUGGACACACCGAACAAACAAGGUCUCACGGCAUUACACGUGGCUGCUCGAUACGGGCAUAUUAAUCUGGUCAGACAUUUGUGCCUUGCUGGUUGCGACGUCGACAAAACGAAUCGGGGGAUUCGAGCGGACGUCACUGCGAUUAAGUACGGAUAUCCGGAUAUUGCAAAUUUAUUAGAUAAAUUGCGAAACCCGAAUCAGCGCGAAAAUUACAUACGUCAGCUGCAACCGACACACAGACCAAUAGACAGGCUACACAUAAGACUGCUCGGACAUUGCGCCUCCGGAAAAUCAUCAUUAAUUAGUUCUUUAAAAUCUGGAAUAUUUAGUUUUGGAUUCUUUCGAAGAUCGAGAAGUCAGAAUUAUAGUGCGAAGAGAGAACCAAGUAUCGAACUCGACGUGACGAGUAAGCACGGUUCUCUCAGUUUUGAGUACAGCGAUAACGAGUACGAAGGUACUCAAGGAGUAGAAUGGAGUCGCGGUAAUGUAGGUGGCGAGUGCGUCUUUUGGGAGUUGUGCGGACGCGAAGAGUUUUUGGCGUCUUAUCACUAUGUACUUACGUUCCAGCAACCAGCAGUGCAUCUUAUUACAGUCAGCUUGAGAGAGCCGCUGACCGUUCAACUUCAGCAGAUAAAAUUCUGGCUGCAAUUUAUUCUGGACCGUAUCAAUCCGAGUAACGUUGGAUUUGGUGGCAAGUGUAAUGACGUGAAAGUAAUUUUAGUCGGCACUUAUGCGCCGGAGCCCUUAGCCCCGAAUUCUAACGGCGGCAAUCUACUUGCACCACUUUUGCCAUUUUUGAAAGACUUUACGUCAAUUUUGGGAGAGGAACCUCAAAUGGUAGCACUGGACGCAACUAAUCCUUCUAGUCCUGGCCUCAAACUUCUCAGAUCUUACUUAAAUAAUGCAAGAAUGGAAUUCCUCGAGGAUGGACCGGAAGUUGCAGAAAGUAUUCUCCGACGUGACGCGCCGCGUGCUGCGGCUACGUACGUGCCCCUGGCGAAUCUUGAUAAACAGAGCGCCUUAGUGUGGACCGGUCUCGCCGAAGCAUGGAGAUCGUACGUGCAGUCGCUGGAAGUUCCUCCGCUAAUGCUCACUCAGGAGGAAUUUUUGAAUGAGGUUCGAAAGAUCAAUCCUCUAGUUUGCUUGGAACAUUGCAGGCAUCUAGGAUUACAAUUGCAGAAUUUGGGAGAGUGCAUUCUUCUGCCUGGAAACCUAAUAGUACUAAGUCCCGAAUGGUUCUGGCAAGACGUACUAAACUGGCAAUUGAGCCCCGAUCAGAGAGGACGACUGGGCGGUCGAACUACUGGUGUUUACACCAUAGAAGAUUUUCAGGCGCGAUGCCCUUGUCCCGCCGCCCAAGCUCUACAAGCUCUACAGGCGGUCAAUUUGUGUGUUCCGUGCGAAGUGGAUGACGACGAAGUGGAAUACGAGAUACCGUGCUUAAACCUCGUGGAGCGUCUUCCUGGUUUGUGGGAACCAUGGAAACCGUGUUCCAACGCGUCACCUCAUGCUGGUUUACGCCUUUGUCCGGAAGAAGCGCCUUUGUAUCACUUGACAGCGAUAUUUACGCAUUUGCAGGCGCAACUGAGAAAAAUCACUCAAACAUGGGACCCAACAAAUUCAGACUUGUACCAAUGGUGGCGAGGAUCGAAGCUGUGUCUUGGACCCUGCGAGAGCAUAAUCACCUUCGAGGAGGAGGAGCACAGCUGUGUGGAGAUUCAAGUUCGUGGACCACGCGCUUCUAGUGCGCAGUGCUUCGCUCUUCUCAGCGUGAUUCUGGACGCGAUGGACACAACCAUCGAAUUAGUUGCGCCCGGAAUGUUGCUCGAGAGGCAUUGGCUGAGUCCUAGCCAGCUUCGAGAAUACGAUGAGGUGAUUCACUCUUGGGCACCCGCCACCGUUAUAUCGGCUUUGAUCGACAAAGGCCUCGAGGAGGCGACCCUUAAGAAUCCCUUAAACGACCGUCAAGAAACCGUGUGGGAAAUAGUGGGCUGCGGGCUGCCGUUAAUGGAAAAUUGCGUUCCCGGACCGAAGCAGCCUGUGAAGUACAUAAAGCCCGCCGUGCAACGGCGACUCGCGCAAAUGCUGGAUCCGCCUGAUCAUCACGGAAGAGACUGGUGCUUGCUCGCCGUGAGACUCGGCUUGGGAGACCGCGUCGCCCAAUUAGACAGCACAGUGGACAGUCCGACGUUAAGGCUGCUGAACUGCGCGGGUGCGGAAUGCACCGUCGGUUCUUUGGUGCAACAAUUGCGAGCACUCGAUCGCGAAGACGCCGUGCAUCUACUGCUCACGUAUACACCAACUUACGUGAUGCUGAUGUCUGUCGAUUCCGAGACAGGGUCUAACCUUUCCAGAUGACGAUGUUGCUCUUAUCAAUGGCGCAUUAACACUUUCUAGGUCUUUUUUCCCGAAAUGUCGCGCGUUUGAUGAAUUCGUAGCAUCGUCUUUCUAUUUCCGCCCAAUGUAAAUCAUACGUUAAUUUGUUAAAUAUGUGUAUAUUUAACUUAACUUUAGCGAUCGAUCGCGUUGCACUUCGAGUGAUAUAAGAGGAAUCUAUGAUCCAUUUGUUGCGAACUGUUUUAUAUAAUAAUCGUUCUUUUUCUCUAAUUUUUUUAUUUUGUACUUACUGAUCCGUGAGGCAUUUGUUAAACCGCAUUUACAUAUUGAUAUUUGCGAUAUGAUUGCUAUUUGCGAUAAUCGAUUCCUUGUUACACUUUAAUUUGCAUUAAUUAAUUCCAUGCAUAUUUGCGCUGAAUACCUUUUAUUUCUUGAUAGUUGCGCUAAUAUUAUGAUAGCAUAUUGUUGUGCAAUUUGCGUUUAUCUCGUUCUAUGAAGCUGUUGUGCCACGAAAGUGAUGCAUUUACAUAUUAUAACGCGAUAUGAUCGUAUUUGAUAUCGAUAUUGUUUCGAGCGCUUUUCUUGAUACGCUAAUAUGAUCUUGAUAUAUGAUAUACAUGUAUUACAUCUUGCCAAAACUCUAUGUCAAUAUGCACUGCUUUUUCAAUACUUCGGAAUAUUUACGAAGCAUAUAUGUAUAUAUACGCAAAAGGAAUGAAAACAACCAUUCGCACAGUCUUCAGUCUUUUGAAUAUAUCGUCUGUGUUUCGAUGGUUGAGUGCAUAUUUGUACUGGAUUAUACUCUCGACAUCUUUACCGUGUGUCAUCUGCAAAAACUGUCAGAGCACUCAUAUACGAUAUUCAAAAGAAAGAAAAAAAAGAAACGAAGAUUCAACAGUCGUAAAUUAAUUCUUCUGAAAUAUGACUGAACUGCAUUACUUUUUAUUGUCAGCAGCAUUUACAAUUAUGAAAGUCUGCUUAUAGAUCCAUAUUUAUAAGUCGAUUAAAAAAUCGAUUUUACACAAUAACUCAUAUAACAGUUAAGAAGUGUUUACGAUUAAUGGUAAAAUCAUUCACAUCGAAUCAUCCGUAGAAUUUCAUUCGCGUAGCUUUCUUUCUCGUGCAAGAUCUCAUUGCAGGAUCUCACAGUAGCUUACACGAAGAAGUUAUGUGUUAUACUCAGAGACUGUUGUAAGAAUAAAUUGGUGAAAUUAUUAAAUAUAUCUUUCGCUAGA